This is a messenger RNA of Patella vulgata (common limpet), 8620 nucleotides long. Its product is annotated as ankyrin repeat domain-containing protein 17. The transcript has 32 exons. Gene Ontology annotation, cellular component: cytoplasm. Lineage: Eukaryota; Metazoa; Mollusca; Gastropoda; Patellidae. The record is from RefSeq and is a predicted model, not a curated record. Gene Ontology annotation, molecular function: protein binding; RNA binding. Bases 132 to 8204 code for a protein of 2690 amino acids. Gene Ontology annotation, biological process: innate immune response.
GGGGUAGUUUAGAAAUGCAAUAAUGGCGGCUAUAGUAAGGUGAAUAGCAUGAUCGAAUUUUAAGUAUAUCGCCAUCUGUAUGUACAUAAUAACAAGACACUCACUUUAUUUACAAGUCUUAGAAAAGCAAAAUGAUGCAGAAUGUUGCUCAGACUAAAGCAAACGAAAUACAAGAUGUUAGACGAGUGGAAAUAGACGAAAAUAGCCAGACACCAUCUUUAGAAAACCCAGGUCCAGGAGAGAUUAAUGAUCCCUCCUCAGUUUUUGUGGCAGAAACCUCGAGUGAGGAAGACGAGCCAUCGGAGGUUGAUUCGUUCACAUUAGAUGAAUCAGCUGACCUAGACGACGAUCAAAUCCUGGAACCAUCACAAUUUUUACUUCAAGCUGAAACGGGAGAUCCUGAAGCCCUACAAGCCGUGGAUCCGGAGACACAUGCACGUUUAGAAGCACUAUUAGAAGCUGCAGGAAUCAGCAAACUAUCAUCAAAAGACGGCAAAGCUUUAACUGAUCCCGAGGUACUACGUACUUUGACUUCUUCGGUUAGCAGUGCUUUAGAUGAAGCCGCUCAAGCAUUACAUCGUAUGAGACAAGAACACCAAGGACAAAUCUGUACCACUGCUGAUGGUACAAGAGCUAUAACAGAGGCAGGAGAGAAUGACGUUGGGGGAAUCCGUAGUAAAUUUGAUGCUGUAGCUUUUCCUGAACCUAUUGACGGUGAAGGAGAGGGUGAAAGUCUUCUCUCAUUGGCCUGUUCUGCUGGAUAUUACGAAUUAGCACAAGUUUUAUUGGCCAUGAAGGCGAAUGUUGAAGAUCGUGGUAUCAAGGGGGACUGUACUCCGUUGAUGGAAGCAGCCAGUGGUGGCCAUGCUGAUAUUGUUCGUCUAUUAAUUGCACAUAGUGCAGAUGUUAACGCUCAGUCUUCAGCAGGUAACACACCUCUGCAUUACGCAGCAUGUGGUGGGUAUGUAGAGGUUGUAAAGGAGUUAAUUAAGGCCUACUCCAAUGUGGAGGUACACAAUGAAAAUGGUCAUACACCUUUAAUGGAAGCAGCUAGUGCCGGACAUGUAGAAGUAGCUAAAACUCUGUUACUAGCUGGAGCUGGUAUAAAUACACAUUCUAAUGAAUUUAAAGAAAGUGCUCUGACUCUUGCUUGUUAUAAAGGUCAUUUGGACAUGGUAAAAUAUUUAUUAGAAGCUGGUGCCGAUCGUGAACAUAAAACAGAUGAAAUGCACACGGCACUGAUGGAAGCAUCAAUGGACGGACAUGUUGAAGUUGCUCGUCUACUUUUAGAUAAUGGAGCACAGGUUAAUAUGCCAGCUGAUAGUUUUGAGUCCCCAUUAACUCUUGCUGCUUGUGGCGGCCAUGUUGAAUUAGCGUGUUUGUUGUUAGAGCGUGGGGCGAAUAUUGAGGAGGUAAAUGACGAGGGUUAUACGCCCCUGAUGGAAGCAGCCCGGGAGGGACAUGAAGAUAUGGUUGCUUUAUUGUUAGCUCACGAUGCCGAUAUUAACGCCCAGACGGAAGAAACCCAGGAAACAGCCUUGACCUUGGCGUGUUGUGGAGGAUUUUUAGAAGUAGCAGAUUUUAUAAUAAAAGCUGGAGCUGAUAUAGAAUUAGGUUGUAGUACACCAUUAAUGGAGGCAUCACAAGAAGGGCAUCUUGAACUUGUUAAAUAUCUUCUUAAGUGCUUAGCUAAUGUCCACGCACAGACGGGAACUGGUGAUACAGCCUUGACCUAUGCCUGUGAGAAUGGCCAUACAGACGUAGCUGAAGUUUUGCUCGACGCCGAUGCUGAACUUGAACACGAGUCUGAGGGAGGAAGAACGCCAUUGAUGAAAGCUGCCAGAGCUGGCCAUUUAGCAACAGUACAAUUUCUUAUCUCAAAAGGUGCAGACUUGAACCGUGCCACGUCGACCAAUGAUCACACAGUGCUAUCUUUAGCAUGUGCGGGAGGUCACAUGACUGUCGUGGAACUGUUAUUAGGUCAAGUAGCCGAUCCUAAUCAUAGACUAAAGGAUGGAUCAACCAUGAUUAUAGAAGCAGCUAAAGGAGGCCAUACGAAUGUUGUAAAAUUAUUAUUAGAAUGGCCAAAUCGACAAUUAUCUAAUCUAUCUCCUGAUUCAACACAGUUAAAUGCUAUAGACCUAACGACAGAAGAGCCCCGAGUACCAUUACCCGGUCUGGUGAAUAUCGUACCUCCAAGUGAACCAGAUCCACAGAGUCUCAACCCAGCCAAUUAUACACCAAAUAUACAGGCCAAAACUGUGGAUCAGCUACGAACCAACUUGCAGAAAUGUGUCGCUAAGCGAAGUCUCAAUCCACAACCAGACAACAAAGUGAUAAAACAAAUAAAUAAUCCCGCUCAAAUAGGGGAAAUAACUCCUGUUACUGUCAAUCCUGAUAAAAAGGGCACCGAGCAAUAUCCAAACGAAAAAGCCACGGAAAAAGUGGAAGCAAUUAUUAAUACCAUUAUGGCCAAAGAGUUAAAUUCUGUUCCUGCUGCGUCAAAGGAGGAACAGAUACAACGAAAGCAGCAAAUUUUAGCCGAGUUACAGAAAGUUGAACGAGAACUGCACGAGAAAGCGCAACAACAGAGAGAACAACAACAGCAUCGCGAUCAGCAACAGCAACAACAAGUUAUAGCCAGGAUUCGUCAGGCGGCCAACGUGACAGCGGGUGUCCCUGAUUCUUCUACUCUCCUCACACCAACUUCUACCGAUAUCAACACUCUAGGGGUUCAAACAGACCUCCCUUUCUCCGAUUUGAUGUUACAAAAUCCCAAAUUACCCAAAUCUCUUCCCGAGCUACCUGUCGUUAGUCAGCCUGUGAUGUCAUACGGUGAUACGUACGUUCCACAACCUAUAUUUACAGCCAAUAGUAACGCUAAUUCUAAUAUAACGGAUACAAGGGCACCUGCUGCGGGGAAGAAUGCCCAGACUAAGAGGAAUGGUAACGUGAAAGCCCGUAGUAAGAGUAUUAUAGGUGUUAUACAACCACCCGUCACUCCCCCCAUAGCUGAUCAAAAUGGUGUUACCUCGUCAACCGAUCCUCCUACCUUGGUGAAUCCACCGUGUGUCAGUCAACAACAACUGUCAACAACAACAACAAUAGGGACUGUUGGGGUCGUCGAUCAAGUUCGUCAACAACCCCUUCAAGUUCAAAAUCCUCAAAACCUUCAAUUCCCUCAAUUUCAACUGACCCCUCAACAACAGGGUCAACUUCUACAACAUAUGUUAAACAACGGACUACAAUCGCAAAAUUUCUCUCCAGCGCUACCACAACAAGCCCUUCAAUUAUUACCACAGGCCCCCCUUCCCCAAUCUCCUCUCGUCACCUCCCAAGCUCUCUCCCAGGUACAACUUGCGCAAGCUCAGGCCUCCCUUGGUCACCAGAAUCAGCUAGUCCAAAAUACGGCAAUCAGUCAAUCGUUACAGUUGUCAGGGCAACCGACGAACAUCCUUAACCAGACGAUGUUAGUACAACAAGCGAGUACGUUACAGUUAGCUCAGCAGUCUUUACAGACGGUUGCGCCUACGCCCGUUUCCCAACAGUUCUUCACCCAGCAACAACAGCAGCAAUUCCUUCAUCAACAACAAGCUCUGCAACAGUUGCAGCAACAACAACCGCAACAAAUCCAGCCGCAACAAAUCCAGUUACAACAAGUUCACCAACAACUAGAACAGAUGAAACAACAACAACAACAACCGCAACAUCCACAACAACCCCAACAACCAGUAAACAACAAGCAGAUCUAUCGUAAACAGCAACUCCUCGUCCAACAGAAUCAGAAUGGACAAACCCUAGUUCAACAAUCCUCGUCUAUCCUGGGUGUCGAGGCUAUAACCCCUCCUCCUUCAACCCCUCUUACUCCAACUCCCUCCCCUGCAUCUCCCCACAGUCUACCCCCAUCAUCGUUGAUAGACGUGGAUGCACACACAGAGAGUAAUCAUGAUACAGCCUUGACCUUGGCUUGUGCUGGAGGUCACGCGGAACUGGUGACUCUUCUGUUAGCCAAGAAUGCAACCCUUGAACAUCGUGAUAAGAAAGGAUUUACACCACUGAUAUUAGCCGCUACAGCAGGACACGUUGAUGUUGUCGAGAUAUUAUUAGAUCAUAGAGCUGAUAUUGAGGCUCAGUCGGAGAGAACCAAAGAUACACCAUUAUCGUUAGCUUGUUCGGGUGGAAGAUAUGAGGUGGUCGAGUUAUUAUUAGCGAGAGGUGCAAACAAAGAACAUCGCAAUGUCUCCGAUUAUACUCCGUUAAGUCUGGCGGCUUCCGGCGGUUAUGUCAACAUCAUUAAACUUCUUCUCAAUCAUGGAGCAGAAAUCAACUCCAGGACUGGUUCUAAGUUAGGUAUUUCACCGUUAAUGUUAGCGGCCAUGAACGGCCAUCUUGCUGCUGUUAAAUUGUUAUUGGAUAUGGGUAGUGAUAUUAAUGCCCAGAUUGAAACAAAUCGUAAUACGGCCCUGACCUUGGCCUGUUUUCAAGGUCGUCAUGAAGUUGUUAGUUUGUUAGUGGAUAGAAAAGCCAACAUAGAACAUAGAGCUAAGACGGGAUUAACUCCAUUAAUGGAAGCAGCUUCUGGUGGUUAUGUAGAAGUUGGUCAAGUUUUGAUAGAUAAAGGGGCCGAUGUUAACGCACCCCCAGUACCGUCGUCAAGGGAUACAGCAUUAACCAUCGCUGCAGAUAAAGGACAUUAUAAAUUUGUUGAACUUCUUAUCAUCAAAAAUUGCCAAAUCGAGGUGAAGAAUAAGAAGGGAAAUUCCCCUCUGUGGUUAGCGUGUGCUGGUGGCCAUCUUGAUGUCGCUCAAUUACUGGUUCAGAAUUCAGCGAGUAUCGACAGUAUGGAUAAUCGUAAAGUUUCUUGUUUAAUGGCCAGUUUUCGUAAAGGCCACACAAAGAUUGUAAAAUGGUUGGUGAAGCUCGUUUCACAGUUCCCUUCUGAUCCUGAAUUACAGAAAUAUAUCGCAACUGUCUCUGAUAAGGAAUUGCAACAGAGAUGUGAACAGUGCAUGGAGGCGAUAAUUAGUGCUAAAAACUGGCAAGCUGAGGAAGCCAAUAAAAACGCCACGAUUCUUCUGGAAGAACUGGAUAAAGAGAGACAAGAAUUGGAGAAUAAGAAAGCUGUACAAGCCAAAAAACGGGAGAGAAAGAGAAUGAAGAAUAAAAAGAAGAAUAUAAAAGAUAUCAAUAAAAAGGAAGAUGAGUGUAAAUAUUCUUCACCUGAGCCGGACAGUUCAGAAUCAGCUCAUAAUGAGGUGGAGAAAAUUGAGCAAGAAAUUGUGAAAUUAAUAGUUCCUGUUGCCACGACAACAUCUACCAUAGGUACCACCUUACCUACCACCACUGAACCAACUGUAGCCCGUAACCGUAAAACUAGAGUAGCACCAACAUCCAGUCUCGAGGCGAGAAAAAAUCGUAAAAACCGUCGCGAAGAGCGAGAGAGACAGUUGGAGAAACGUAACGCGAUACCGAAAACAUCAUGCAACUGGAAGUCUGUGGCUACAACAACUUUAACGAUAACAACAACAGCUAAUGUGAUAACGACUGUGAGUAUGGGAGCUGUGACGUCGACGACCACAUCGUCCAGUAGUAGCGGGGGACGCGUCAAGAAAAAUGACCUUGUAUAUCGGUCCAACCAUAACACAGGUAUUGGUGAUUUAGAUGAUUUCGGUACAAUCCCUCCAAGUAUGAAACUGCCAGAUAAAGAAAUUCAAAAACUUACUAAAAAACUGGACAAGAUCAAAAUCAACAAUGUCACUGAUAAAACAGCCACUGCUGGUUCCCAUAACAACCUGGGAUCAAAGGUCAACCAGUCAACUAGUCCCAAAAAAGGUCAGAAAAAAGAAGAAGGUUGGAAGGAAGUAGUUAGAAAAAUGCCGUGUGUUUCUAGAUUAAAGAAAGUAUCUGUUCCAGCAAAUGCUAUAAGUCGUGUGAUUGGUCGUGGUGGAUGUAAUAUUAACGCUAUACGAGAUGUAUCAGGGGCUCAUGUAGAAGUAGAGAAACAGAAAGGAAUGGGAGAACGAUCCAUCACUAUCAAAGGUUCGUUAGAGGCGACACGACAAGCCCAUGCAUUGAUAACAGCAUUGGUACAAGAUCCAGAGAAGGAAUUGGCCGAGAUCAUCGGAGAAACGAAAGCGGAGUUGAAGGCUGACAAACCUCCAGUCAUUGACACAUUCUCAGCUGAUAUGCCGAUUGGAACUUUUAACGCUGCAUCUGUUAGUCAUAACUCGGCCAAUAGCAAUGCGCCUGUCAAAUCAUCAGGAACAAGAAGUAACGAGGCCCGUCAGGGUAUGGGAACGCCAACUCAUGCAAAAGUCAACUCACAACCUCCCAUGUCUGUAUCUAUGUGGCAAGAUCCUAACCCAACUCCGUUAGCAUCACCAAGAAAAAGUCCCCAAAAACUCUUCAUGAAUCCGCCACCAUCCAGCGGACCCAUGGGGUACGAUAAAAACGGAAUUCAGAUUUACUCAGAGAGACAUCAAACGCCUGUAGUUACUGUUUCCACGACAACCGUUUCCCAUAACAACAAUCAAGGUAUAAAGGUCAUGGUUACCACGACAUCAACAAUUACAGGUCAACGGGUGGACAACCGACCCCAGAUGUCUGGAAAGAUGCCAAAUAAAACCCAGCCGACACCGGGACCUAUACGUCUGUUACAAAGACCCGGAACGACAACCAAGUCGGAACAUCAACCGUUACCAAUAGUAACCUCUCAUGCUAGUCAUGCUGUAACGUCUAGUCAGCAGCAUGCUCCCCCUGUUUCCCCAGCAACCACUCCAGGAGAAUACUCCCCCUUCAACACCUUUAUUAGCAAUGUUUUCAUGAAGAAAGAAGAAGAUAAGAUGAAUUUCGCGAGCGUUGCGAAAGCGGGCGUCGUGUCCACUUCCACAAAUAUGAUAAACAACUCUCACCCAUCGGGUCCGAUACCCAAUGAUCAUAUGAUGGAUCCAGCCCUACAGGCUAAAGCACCAGGCUACAAACUCGGACGAACGGCAUCACCUCAAUUCAGACAAGAACAGGAGCUUCAAGUCCCAACAAUAAGGAAUUUUCACAUCCCUAUAAAUAACAUGAAUCCGAUGACCGAGCAUGAUUUCAGUCGAGCUCCUGGAUAUCCCAGCAUGAUUUCUCCGCGAUCAAAUAACUCGACUCCCAGCGGUCUGUCUCCCCGUAACCAUGGACCCAUGGAGAUGAAUCAACAGUCGCUAGCCGCGUUGUCCACUAGUCAAAAAGCUGAAUACAGUACUCCAAACCAACCAAUGACCCUUCCGGAAAUCAAAAGCACAUUAAAUCCGAAUGCUCCCGACUUCCACCUGGCGGGAAAUCAAAACUCACCCAUCAUGGAGAACAUGGGUAUGGGUAUUCCACCCAAUUUACAGAGAUCUCCACGAGUUCCCCCCAUGCACGGAAAUCCCACGCCUACUGUACAGCAAUCGUUACUACUAUUAAACGCCAACAACUUGAACAUGCUGAGUCAAAAAGCUGACAUCGCCUCCAUUAUUCAGCAGCUUGCAUCCCAUAAUAUGAAUCCAGGUAGCGGGGCGUUUAAUCCUCCUCCACCUGUACAACAGAUACAGCGAGCUCUUUCUCCCAUGAUGCCACAGCUUGGUAGACCGAACAGCGCACCUUCUAUAGGUACUAUACAAGAGAGACCCGCCCCAGUAAAUGAAGUAAAACCCUCAUUAGAAGAUCGGCGGGUACCUCGACCAAUCGGAGUAGAGCGAGCACAUCGUAAAGCUCCAGGUCGAUCAUCUCUAGAAUUUGCUGCUGGACGAGAUUUUGGGAAACUGUGGGAGAUGAAUCAAGAAGUGAAUCAUGAUUGGGUGCCAUCAACAACGCAUUUAAUGACGGCUGCCUCAAUGUCGUCGUCUGUCAUGACAUCAUCAGUGAUAACGGGUGGUAAUAUGGUAUAUAAUUUAAACUCUUUACCAGGAGGAGGACCUCCAACUAACGAUACACCUCAUGAAAGAACAUCUUAUCAUGAAAAUAUACCACAGCUUGAUCCAAACUUACCUCAGACGGCAAGUAUGGUGACGAUGUUUGCGAAUGGCGGUGUACCGGGCCAUUAUCCUCCCAAUCAACACAUGAUGGCACCACGUAUGUCUGGAGAUAAUUUACCCAAUCUCUGGAACUCGGGUAUUAAACAACCAACACAAGAUUCCAUAGAAAAUGGGACCUGGGCGUGGAGUCAGCAGGGAAACAUGUAAUACGAUUCUUUCACAAACCAUUUUACUUUUCUUUUUUUCGAAAUGAAAGCGAUAUUUUUUUUGGUUUUUCUCUUACCAAUAAUUUUGAUGUAGUAAGGUUGCUAUGGUGAUGUUGGAAGGGGUUGCUAUGGUGAUGUUGGAAGGGGUUGAUAUAUAUAAUUAUAUAUAUAUAUAUAUAUAUAGGGGGUUAAUUUGUGUUGAAUAUUCUGAUUAACCCCUAUUCGUGCUAUUAUUAUUAUUAUUAUUAAUAUUAUGGUUAACACUUAAAGGAUGUAUCGACUGAUCGUCUAUAUUGUGUAUUUGUGCCCACGUUCUUCUCUCAAAAUAGCUUUUUUUCUUUGAUAAUAGAAAGAAAGAAUGUUUCAAAAAAAAUGUAUGAAUAAAAAAUACUUCUGAUUGAAGCUAUGAAAAAUGUU